Messenger RNA from Pestalotiopsis fici W106-1, 1038 nucleotides. RefSeq lists its product as uncharacterized. The record is from RefSeq and is a predicted model, not a curated record. Bases 1 to 1038 code for a protein of 345 amino acids. Lineage: Eukaryota; Fungi; Ascomycota; Sordariomycetes; Amphisphaeriales; Sporocadaceae. The transcript has a single exon.
AUGGCUGUUUCUGAGACAACGACUGUCCAUAAUACACCACAGGUCUUCAGCGUAAGCGAUCGCGCCAAGUUGCUGUCAACGUUGUCAGACUCCGGCGCGCCGGUUCUGAUCCACCUCAACGCCGACACGACCUGGCUGCUGAGCCUGCCGUAUCCACCAUUGGCCGAGCGACCAGCCGGCCGGACACGGUUCAACAUCCUGCUCGAUCCGUGGCUUCAGGGCCCGCAGUCGGACGUUGCCUCGUGGUUCUCUACUCAAUGGCACCUUGUGGCUCCCAGCGUGCAGACGAUUGCAGAGCUCAACACGCUGCUGGCCGAGUCGGAGCAGGCGGGGCACUCUGAUGCUACUUACAUAGACGUGGUGGCGAUAUCACACGAAUUCACAGACCACUGUCACGAGGCAACGCUGAGAGAGCUCCCACGCACCACGCCCGUCUUUGCCACCGAAAAGGCCGCCGAGCUCAUCAAGUCCUGGAGGCACUUUGACCGAGUUGUGACCACUCCGGGCUUCUCGUCGUCAACGUCGGAUUGGCAAAAGGCUCUGAGCUUGGCGCCGCUUCCGUCCUGGGUCGGCAUCGGCCGUGUGGUGACUGCGGGCAACGCCCUCUACUACCACUCGGCCGUCAUUAUCGCAUUCAAAUCGCCGGUCGAAAAUGAACUAGAGGGUGACCUGGCCCCUCGUGCUGUCCUCUAUUCCCCUCACGGUAUUAAAGGCUCCGACCUGGACGCGGUCAAGAAAUCGGGCAUCGAAACACUGGCGCUUCUCCACGGUCUCCACGACGUCAGGAUAUGGAUGACGAAGCAGCUCAACCUGGGCGCCCUCAACGGGCUCGAAGCGGUGCGUGCGAGCGGCGCCAAGUAUUGGAUUGCUACACACGAUGAGGUAAAGAAGGGCGGUGGCUUCAUUGCACCUUUGUUGAGGCGGACCAAGUACACCGUAAACGACGCUGUGAGGAAAGAGACCAAGUCAAUGGGCGAGCAAGCGCCAGACUAUGAAUUUGUCGAGCUUGGUUCAGGUGACAGUUUGGUGUUGACAUGA